AAUCGCAGUUUUGUUUUGUCUUGUUUGAAGUUUCAACAACCGGGUGGAGGUGCUCACGCUUUGAAGAGAAUCCCUCGCAUCAAGUUCCCCAACAGGCACCAUAAAUCCUCUGGUUCUACCUCUGAGACUCAUGUUUCGCCGUCAACAAGCGGUGGUAGUUUAUCAUUCUUUUCAAGUUCAAAAGCUUCAACAACGACUACAUUAGGAGGAAAGGCCUCUCUUCAGCCCAAAAGAACUCCAGUGACCAACGAAGAGAUUGAGGCAGUUUUGUUGGGUGGCUGCUUCUAAUCGAUUGUUCUGAAAACAAACUACAUGAAUAUUUUUUCUGUGGCUUUGAUUCAUCAAAGUUCACCUACGGGUCCUUUUUCAUUUUGUUACUUGGGUGUUACUAUGUUUUAAGCAAAUUAUUGAUUUGAUUGUCUGUCAAUAAUGCAAUCCAAUCAGGAUUGAAAUUGGAGACUAUAUUAUCUACCAAUUUAAUCAUUACUUCUCUUAUUAACCAAUUUAUCUAGACAUAACUUGUAUUA
Messenger RNA from Cicer arietinum (chickpea), 527 nucleotides. RefSeq lists its product as uncharacterized. Lineage: Eukaryota; Viridiplantae; Streptophyta; Magnoliopsida; Fabales; Fabaceae. The record is from RefSeq and is a predicted model, not a curated record.